Messenger RNA from Dermatophagoides pteronyssinus (European house dust mite), 1605 nucleotides. RefSeq names its product lipid droplet-regulating VLDL assembly factor AUP1-like. The record is from RefSeq and is a predicted model, not a curated record. Gene Ontology annotation, cellular component: endoplasmic reticulum membrane. Lineage: Eukaryota; Metazoa; Arthropoda; Arachnida; Sarcoptiformes; Pyroglyphidae. Gene Ontology annotation, molecular function: ubiquitin binding. Gene Ontology annotation, biological process: ERAD pathway.
UUUUAAAUUGUAAAAGUUAAAUAUACGUUUACUUUGUUGAAAGUUUGUUACACACAGUUAGACAGAAAGAGUGAGUGAUAAAAACUUUUAUCACUUUUUUUUUUGAAUCGACACAAAACAUAUGUUUUUUUUUCUUUUUCUUCAAUGUUGUCUCUUUUCAAAUAUUUUUUUAUUAUCAUCAAAUAAUUCCAAAAUCAUAAUAAUAAAGAAAAAAAAUGUCGUCAUCGGUGAAACAAAGUAAUGAAGAAUCAUCGCCAACAGAAUCAGCAGAAUGUUCAACAACAACAACAAAUCAAUCGAAUAAACCAAAUUAUUCCAUUGAUAAAUUAUUCGAUUUGAAAAGAAUCAAAUCUAAACAACAUUAUUAUUGGCUAAUAUUAUAUUCACCAUUUGGUUUAUGUUUAUUCAUUAUACGUUUUUUCAUAUUUCUUUAUGUUUUAUUUGUAUCGGCCAUUUUGCCUCAUAGUUCAUCAGUAAGAAGUAUUGUUUUUAGAUCAUUAUUUUUUAUACUUGGAAUAUCGAUCAACACUGAUGUCGAUGAUGAUGAUUAUUAUCGUAAAUUGAAAGCCAAAUUUUUAAUAGCAAAUCAUAUAUCGGAUUUGGAUCCAGUAAUUCUCAAUCUAAUAAUGCCAUGUGCUUCUUAUGUCGGUGGCAAUAAUGGUCAAACAUCAAAUCAACCAUGUUAUUUACAAUGGCUUUGUCAAAUACUGAAACCUAAUGAUGGUGAUAAUGUUUAUGAAUUAUCAAUGAAAAAUGUACCGAUUGUUUGUUUUCCCGAACAAUCAAAAACAAAUGGACGUUUUGGUUUGUUUAAAUUUAUAUCAAAUUUAUAUCAUCAUGAUUCAUUAGUACAUAUGAUAUUUUUGGAAACUAAACGACCAAUUUUUAAUGUUUCAAUAUCACCAUUGGGUUCACAUUGGUUAGCUGAUUUAUUUUGGAUAUUUUUUCUACCGGUAACCAUAUUUAAAGUCAAACAUCUUGGUAAAUUAGAAAAAGAAGAAAGUGAAACAUAUGAAGAAUUUUUACAACGUAUCCAAUCAGUAAUGGCCAAUAAAACCGGACUACAGGCAACCGAUUUUCGUUGGAAUGAUAAACGUGAAUUUAUUAAACGUUUAUUGAAAGAAAAUCAAAUUAAAAAAUCAUCAAAAAGCAAUCCUAAACAGAAGCAACAACAAACAAACAGUCAAAAAGAAUCGAAAAUUAAUGAUUAUUCAAAAAAAGUUAAAGAAAUUUUACCACAAGUACCAUUGGAUGUGAUAAAAGCUGAUAUUUUAAUAACAAAUAAUAUUGAUGAUACUGUUGAACGUAUAUUGAAUGGUAUUGUAAAAUUUAUACCUGAAAAACAACAACAAUCAUCAUCUGUUGAUGAAAAAUUAUUAUUGGAUAAAGAUGUCCCAUCAACAUCAUCAAUAACAUCGAAUGAUAUAAAAAUACCGGUUGUCGAUAAUAAAAAUUUUGGAGCCAAAACAUUUGGUAAAACAUCAACAGAACGUAUAUCAUCAUUUCAGGAACGUAAAGCACAAAUGUAUCGUAUGGCAAGAAUACGUUAUCUACAAAAACGUGGCCUACUUAAUGCAAAUUUUUUACAAAAAAUUUGAAUGAAUU